This is a messenger RNA of Cutaneotrichosporon oleaginosum, 1929 nucleotides long. RefSeq lists its product as uncharacterized. Lineage: Eukaryota; Fungi; Basidiomycota; Tremellomycetes; Trichosporonales; Trichosporonaceae. The record is from RefSeq and is a predicted model, not a curated record.
AUGCCUGUGGUGGUGCACACGCAGCCCGCGGAGAUCUCUAGAUCGACCGUCGUAACCUUGUCACCACGUCAGUCUUCGUCCAAGCCUCCCAUGUCCAAAGAAGAAGAGGCAUUGUUCCUCGAAGAACUGCGCGACCUCGUCCACGUCCUCGAGGUAGAUCCCAAUCAGCUUGUUGCUGGCGGCGCGCCUCAGCACCUCGUCAGGCAGGUCGUGGAGGAAUACGUUGCCAAGCAGAAGGAGCGAGACACGCGGGCUAAGAACAGCGCGAGGCCAGAGAUAUGGCAGGCGCGUUCACCACUCCGCGAGAACAGCGGAACACCAGGCAUACCCGACGCGCUUUCGCGUGCCUCGCGCGCAAACUCGUCCCGCAACUCCAGUCCCGAUGUCGAGGUCAUCGUCCACACCACUGGCACCAAUGGUGGCGGUGGCCCACUCAGUCCCAGCUCCGACAGCUCGAUGGAGGCUAUGGUGGAGCGGAUGGUCCCUCCUCUUCCGUCACCCCGUCCCCAGCCUCCCCUCCAGCACCCUUUGCCGCCCAUACCACCACCCGCCGCUCCUCCUACCAGCUGGCCCACUCCUCCGUUCUCAUCUCUCCGUCCUCCCGUUCCACAAGCUGGCCCCCCUCGCUUCGCUGUCCCCAUCGACACGUACCGCCCGAACCCUCGCCCAUCCACCGUCGCAGCCUCACCUUCCGUCCCGCCCCCUAUUGUGCAAUCACAGCAAAUCAACGCUAGACCAAAGGGCCGCAAGCGUCGCGACCUGGAUAGCGCAGCGCUGGGGCCCGACACCCUUGACUAUGGAGAUGACGCGGCGGACGACGGCGGGCCGAGCAAUGCGCGUUCUCCAAGGCCCGCAGUCGCUCCACCUGCACCACUGCCCAAGACAAUCCUUUCGGCUCCUCCUGCGACAGAACCUAUUCCAACAAAGUUCAAGCCUACACGCGUCCCAUCGCCGCCAUCGCCGCCAUCGCCGCCAUCGCCGCCAUCGCCGCCAUCGGUCCCUCCCCCUCCUAUCCCUCCCCCACCCCCCACACGAGUGGAUGAGCUCGCUGAGGCUCGUCGCCGCCUCUUGGACUCAAUGCGUCGUAAGAAGACAGCCACUCCGAGCUCCGCGGCAGCCACACCCGCUCCCUCUACCGCGGCAUCUGAACAGCGACAGACUGGACAAACCCCACAGCCGCCCAUGGAUGUGGACAGCGAAAUGGAGGAAGGCGAGAUAGAGGAAGCUGAGGAAGGCGAGGUUGCUGAGACUGCCCCAUCGCUUAGCUUUCAGAUGACGACGUUCUCGCAGGUGCCAAUACUGCCACCAGCCGCAGAGCCGACCCGAUUCUCGCCACUGGAAGACGGAACGAUGGCUCCACCUUCCGUGCAAGCGCCCGUCCCCACUCGUGCCCCGUCUCGUGCUAACUCUCGUGGGGUGAAGCGCCCGCACGCCGAGGACCUCAUGGACCAGCCGUCACGACCACCUAGCGCGUCGCGUCCUCGCCGCAAGAUCUUUUGCGUUACGGCGCAGCGCCCCACUGCUCUGACACUGUCCCUUGACGACGGAAGCGACAGCGAAUCCGAGGAUGAACAACCCGCGCCUGUUGUAAUCCCAGCCCCAAUAGUGAUGCCGCCAGAUUGGGAGACGAUACAGAAGGAAGAGGAAAAGGCGCGCGCAAUUGCAGAGAAGGAGGAACACAUUCGUCGCCUUCGAGCGCGCAUCGCCGAGCUGGCGGAGAAGAAGAAGUCCUCGUCGGCGCAAGCCACGCCCACUGGUGCGCUGACCCCCACGACUGCGAGCAGUAUCGCCGAAUCGGCCAUCAAGGGGACGAUUGGCGACCCCGUCCAGUUGUCGGCGUCAACCCCAUCGCCUGCCACGGACGAAGGGAGCCAAGGUUUGCAUACCGCCGUUUGCUCGCUUACAAUACAGACAAUGGGAUGGACGUAG